Thamnophis sirtalis is the source of this 10884-nucleotide messenger RNA. NCBI's taxonomy places the organism in Eukaryota, Metazoa, Chordata, Lepidosauria, Squamata, Natricidae. The record is from RefSeq and is a predicted model, not a curated record.
AUAUGCAGAUCGUGCCAAGCAAAUCAGAUGCAAUGCUGUCAUUAAUGAGGAUCCCAACAACAAGCUGAUCAGAGAACUUAAAGAUGAAGUGGCUCGUCUGAGAGACCUGUUGUAUUCCCAAGGCCUGGGAGAUAUCAUAGAUACUAAUCCUGUUCCAGGAGGACCCAAAUACAUGUCCGACUUUGAGAACAAUAAUGAUAAUCGUAGAGUGGCAGAUAUGAGUCAACGGAAUGACAAUCUCUCCACAGUGACCAAUGCCUUGGUAGGAAUGAGCCCAUCCUCCUCACUCUCCGCUUUGUCCAGUCGAGCUGCCUCAGUCAAUAGUCUACAUGAACGCAUCAUGUUUGCUCCGGGUAGUGAAGAAGCCAUUGAAAGACUCAAGGAAACGGAGAAGAUAAUUGCGGAGCUGAAUGAAACAUGGGAAGAAAAACUGCGUAGAACAGAAGCAAUUCGUAUGGAGAGAGAAGCUUUGCUGGCAGAAAUGGGAGUAGCUAUGAGAGAAGAUGGUGGUACCUUGGGGGUAUUUUCUCCUAAAAAGACACCACAUCUGGUCAAUCUAAAUGAAGACCCACUGAUGUCUGAGUGCCUUCUCUAUUACAUUAAAGAUGGAAUCACCAGGGUUGGUCGAGAAGAUGGUGAGAGAAGACAGGACAUUGUACUUAGUGGCCACUUCAUCAAAGAAGAGCACUGCAUAUUCCGAAGUGACACUAAAUCUGGCUGUGAAGCUAUUGUGACCCUGGAACCUUGUGAGGGUGCAGAUACUUAUGUCAAUGGAAAGAAAGUAACAGAACCCAGCAUCUUAAGAUCAGGAAAUCGCAUCAUCAUGGGGAAAAGCCAUGUAUUUCGAUUUAACCAUCCAGAGCAGGCACGGCAAGAGAGGGAACGAACGCCUUGUGCAGAAACUCCUGCUGAACCAGUAGAUUGGGCUUUUGCCCAGAGGGAAUUGCUAGAGAAACAAGGCAUUGAUAUGAAGCAGGAAAUGGAACAGAGGCUUCAGGAACUAGAAGAUCAAUACCGAAAGGAAAGAGAAGAGGCUAAUUAUCUUCUGGAACAACAAAGACUUGAUUAUGAGAGUAAAUUAGAGGCUUUACAAAAGCAAAUGGACUCAAGAUACUACACUGAAACUAAUGAGGAAGAGGAGGAGCCUGAGGAUGAAGUUCAGUGGACAGAGCGAGAGUUUGAGUUGGCACUCUGGGCCUUUAGGAAGUGGAAAUGGUAUCAGUUUACAUCUCUUCGAGACCAGCUGUGGGGCAAUGCCAUUUUCUUGAAGGAGGCCAAUGCAAUCAGUGUGGAACUGAAGAAGAAGGUUCAGUUUCAGUUCGUACUCCUUACAGACACCCUAUACUCACCUCUGCCUCCAGACCUGCUCCCUCCAGAUGCUGCCAAAGACCGGGAGAAACGCCCUUUCCCAAGGACCAUUGUGGCAGUAGAGGUGCAGGAUCAGAAAAAUGGAGCAACCCAUUAUUGGACUCUGGAGAAACUCAGGCAGAGGUUGGACUUGAUGCGGGAGAUGUAUGAUCGGGCAGCUGAAGUACCCUCUAGUGUUAUAGAAGACUGUGAUAAUGUGGUGACAGGCGGAGACCCCUUUUAUGAUCGCUUUCCUUGGUUCAGGCUGGUUGGCAGUUCAGAUAUCUCUGGCUGCAACAGCUCUCCUAUUUUCAACACAUGCAUGAGCGAGCGCAUGGCUGAUCUCACCCCCUCCCCCACCUUCUCGAACCCUGACUCCGACAUCACCGAGCCUGCUGACGAGCAGCACGUGGGGAAGGAGGAGGAGGAGGAGGACCUGGAGGAAGACAUCUUUCCGGAGUACCCGCUGUAUGAUGGCCAGGAUCCAUUUUACGACCGCUCCCCCCUGUUCAGUUUAGUAGGAAGAGCAUUUGUGUAUCUCAGCAACUUGCUAUACCCUGUACCUUUGGUCCAUCGUGUUGCCAUUGUCAGCGAAAAGGGGGAAGUUAAAGGAUUCCUGCGGGUAGCAGUUCAGGCCAUUUCAGCUGAUGAAGAAGCACCAGAUUAUGGCUCAGGAGUGCGGCAGUCAGGAACAGCUAAAAUUUCCUUUGAUGAUCAGCACUUUGAGAAGUUCCAGUCUGAAUCCUGUCCUGCAGUGGGAAUGUCUCGCUCUGGAACAUCACAAGAGGAGCUGCGCAUAGUAGAAGGACAGGGACAAAUUACUGAUAUAGGGCCAUCAGCAGACGAAGUCAACAACAACACUUGUGCAGCCACUCCAGAAGAUAUUCUCCUGGAGAGUUCCGAGAAAUCCACAGUUGAUGGAUCUUUUGAGGCAGCUUUGGAGCACUUGAAAUUGGGCAGCAUUUUCACUUUCAGAGUUACUGUUCUACAGGCCUCCAGCAUCUCAGCAGAAUAUGCGGACAUCUUCUGCCAAUUUAAUUUUAUUCACCGCCAUGAUGAAGCCUUCUCUACCGAACCCUUGAAGAACACUGGCCGAGGCCCACCUCUUGGUUUUUAUCAUGUUCAAAAUAUUGCAGUUGAGGUCACUAAAUCGUUUAUUGAAUACAUUAAAAGCCAGCCAAUUGUCUUUGAGGUGUUUGGCCACUAUCAGCAGUAUCCUUUCCCCCCUCUCUGCAAGGAUGUACUCAGCCCCCUAAGACCAUCUCGCCGCCAUUUCCCUCGCGUCAUGCCAUUAUCAAAACCAGUGCCUGCAACAAAAUUGAGUGCCAUGACAAGACCCAGCAUUGGUCCAUGUCAAUGCAAGUAUGAUCUCAUGGUUUUCUUUGAGAUCUGUGAGCUGGAAGCUAAUGGCGACUAUAUCCCAGCUGUUGUGGAUCAUCGUGGAGGAAUGCCUUGCCAUGGGACUUUCCUAUUGCAUCAGGGUAUCCAGAGGAGGAUUACAGUCACCUUGGUGCAUGAGACAGGAAGCCACAUCCGCUGGAAGGAAGUGAGGGAGCUGGUUGUGGGUCGAAUCCGGAACACUCCAGAAGGAGAUGAGUCCCUCAUUGACCCCAAUAUCCUCUCUUUGAACAUCCUCUCUUCAGGAUACAUCCGGCCCUCUCAGGAUGAUCGCAUUUCACUUGGAAAUGACACUAGAUGGAGAACUGCACUCAACCUGCUAUCAUCACCAAAGAUUUUUGUAUGGUCUUUUACUCCAGAGAUGCCAAACUCCCUGCUUCUCGAUCAAUCCGCAAUCUUUUUGGAAGUGGAAGCCUUCGAGCUUCAGAAAGUAACCGUGUGACUGGGGUCUAUGAGCUCAGCCUCUGCCGAGUUGCUGAUGCUGGCAGUCCAGGUAUGCAAAGGAGAAGAAGGCGUGUGCUGGACACCUCUGUAGCCUACGUACGAGGAGAAGAGAAUUUAGCUGGGUGGCGACCCCGUAGUGAUAGUCUCAUCUUGGAUCAUCAGUGGGAACUGGAAAAACUGAGUCUUCUACAAGAAGUUGAGAAAACAAGACAUUAUCUGCUCUUGCGUGAGAAGCUGGAGACAACUCAGCGCUUAGGUCUGGAUUCCUUGUCCUCAAGCUCCAGUGAAGAUUCUGAUUCCCGUAGCACAUCAUAUGUCUCAUCUCCAAUCUCUGCAGAUGGUACCCCAGAAGGGAGGCCUUUACCUCUUGAUAUUCCCAGUGAGAGACAGAAAGAACUUGCAGUCAAGCUAUCUGAAAUGUCAGUGACUCUGCUGAGAGACCCCUCCAUGUCAGGCCUUGGUAGUGCAACUUUGACCCCCUCCUCAACCUGUCCAUCCCUGAUCGAAGGCCAUUAUAGUGCUACAGAAGCCAGAACUCUCCAGCUCUCUUCCAGAGUAGAAAGUCCAGAAAUUGAGCUCACCAUCGAAGGAGAGAAGAAGAAAUCUCCUGUUUGUGGGCCCGAGGAUGAUAAGGAAAUCCAGCGCCUAUUGGUUCCUGAUAUUCAAGAGAUUCGGGUCAGCCCUAUUGUCUCCAGAAAAGGCUACCUACACUUUCUGGAACCCCAUACAAAUGGGUGGGUGAAGCGCUAUGUGGUGGUGAGACGCCCCUAUGUGUACAUCUACAACAACGACAAAGAUUCUGUGGAGAGAGCAGUCCUCAAUCUCUCAUCAGCUCAGGUGGAAUACAGUGAAGACCAGCAGGCAAUGCUAAAAACCCCUAACACUUUUGCAGUGUGCACUGAACAUCGUGGAAUUCUGCUACAAGCAAGCAAUGAUAAGGACAUGCAUGAUUGGCUGUAUGCAUUUAACCCUCUCCUGGCUGGAUCAAUAAGAUCCAAAUUAUCAAGACGAACAACAACCCAGGCAAGAAUUUAACUUAAAAGAGCUGCCCAUCUCAAAUAAUCCAGAAAAGUGAAAUAAUGGGUGCUGUUGGAAGAUCCCCAUCUGAAAAUUGGAAUUUUCCUGUCAUUCAUCUCCUCAGAUGCCUGUGCCACAGAGUGACCCAUCAUGAGUUACAGCUUCAUUGGGCAAAUUCAUUUCCCUUGUGUAAUUUUAAAAGGGUAGUAUUCCCUGGAAUUCUUGCACAUAAGUGAUCUUCCACUCUCCUCUUUAUUGGGUGGCUUAUGACUACUAACAAAGCAAGAGCUUUUUUCUUUCCUUCUGUUUUUUUUAAUUCCUAAAUCAAUUGUUCAAUUUAAAGAGAUAGGAAUUUGCAAGAGUGAAUGUUAAUGCUAUUUAAAGAGAUACAAGUGAUAGAAUUAUGUGCUGCUAAUUCAUUACUUACCGUUGACAUUUUACAAAUUACUUGAUAGAAAAAGACUAGUAUGAGAUUAUAUUUAUAAAGUAUUUAUUUCUAUUUACUUCACUGAAAAUAAUAUGCAUUUUGUUAAUCAUGUGUUUUGGGGUCUUCCCUAACUUAUGCAUGUUCCUGAUGCGGGACUGCAUUUUUGGUAAUGGAAGAGAUACCCAAAGGAGCCAGGGUGAUGAUGCAAAAAGAAUCCAUCUCUGUUUUAUGUGGCUAUCUUUAUUUUCUUUUCAAGCUGCAUUUGUUGUCUGGACAUUCCUUUCCAGUUUGUUUAAUUAACAACAUUCUCCCGCUCCUUACCCACUUCCCUCCACUAAUAAACAGUUUUUGUUUUUUAAAUGCUGUGACUGAAGGCAAAGGAACAGCAACAGAAAAUGGAGGAAGCAGGGUUUCCCCCCCUUUCUGCUGCUUUUUUUCUUGUAGGGUGGCUUACAUUUUUCCAUUGGAUAAAAUGAAGCUGUAAAUGUAUACAAGAGCAUAAGAAGUGACCUGCUGGAUUGGACCACUGGCCAAUCUAGUCCAGCAGCUUGUUCUCACUGUGGCCAACCAACUGCACAAGGAACUCCACUAGUUUCCCAGCAGAUGGCCUUCAGAGGCAGUCACCCUGCUAUAAAGGCUAAUAGCCACCAAUCCCCACUGUUUCUAUGAAUUGGUCCAACCCUUUUUUGAAACCAGUCAACUGGUAGCCAGCACCACAUAUUCCAAGCAGAAUAAUUUGUGAAGGAAAAGUUUAAGCAGGUUCUCCUACCAAGUAUUAUUUUGCUCCCAGAAUAUUACUUUUCAUUAAUUAAAAAAGAGCCCAUGAAGAGAGAAGUAUAGCAAGCGCUGAUCUUGUCUUAAUAAGGAUGAACAGCUGGCACUGAACAUGUGCUGUUCCUAAAAAGAAAACGCUGGUGAGAGAGCUGCUUAAUUCUUCUCCUGUUGCCAAAUAUUAUGCGUGGCAUGGAACAGUUUUUCUCUACCCUACUGCCCUCUCACUGAGUUAGGGCUGUAGUUCUCAGAUUUCCCUGUCAACAUGGUCAAAGUAGCUCUACAUGCGUGGAAGAUACCAGAUGAAAGAAAGCUAACAGGACUGGGAGAAGUUAGAAUGCUUCUCAUUAGUGAUGUCGUAGAUACUAUUUAAUUAUGGUAUAAUAUAGCCAUUUGAAAGAGUAUGGCUGUACUCUUUGAGAAGGAAGGAUGGACAGAAGGCGACAUACGCAGUGCAAACUCAAGAGAUGGUGUCUAGUCUUCCCACAGUAAAGAAAGAACUACUAUGUGUUGGUUGCACUUAAAACUGAUUGUCUGAAAAAGAUAGUUUGUUGUUUUCUUUUCUGAGAAAAGUAGAUUUAGAGAAUUCAGUGGGAAUAUAGCAAAGAUGAAAGGGAUCUUUAUGCAGGAAAGGGUAUGCCUUUCUGUCACUAUAGGAAGUGAAGCUGUUAAAAAUCUCCUUCAAAAUAUACUUGUUAUCUCACUACUUUUUUUCUUUUUCAAGUGUUAGAAUUCCAAGUGGAAUGGACCAAUUGGAAAAUGAAGCUGACCAAAGCAUAGACACUGAAAAAUAAAUCAAUCCCUAGCACUAAAUACUUGAGGAAGAUAUUUUCAUUUUUAUUAAAUUUUUAGAGUAAUCUUAAAAGCAAAAGUGUUUUAUCUCAAGAGUUCUUGUUUUUGGUGAUUUUUUUAAUAAAAUGGGUAUCUAUGUAAGCCAAACUUUGGCAAGCCUCUGAAGAUCCCCAGCCCUUCUAAUGUAUGUUCUUAGGAAUGUGGCAUAUUUCACUAAUAGUGAAUCUUGAUUUGCACAGCAUGGAUACACUUUGGUUUCACUGUCUCCCACUUUUUUGUUGCAUCCAUUGGUCCUCUGUGUGAUGCCCAGAUGAAAGUUUGUUUAAGGAUAUACUGUUUGAAUUUCAUGUGCAUGUGAUGUGAGAUGUGUGAAUAUAAAGGCAAGAAUGUCACAAUCCCUUCGGCAAAGUGUCCCAGAGGUACAAAAAUACAGAUUUCAGCAGGAAUAACUCCAGAAUCCUUUUAUAAUAUUGUAGUCUCUGACUGGAAGAUACUUGCUGGGUUCACACAUUAUCAAGCCAAUUGCUUCUUUUUAGCUUACAUUGUUGUGUGAAUCCAGAAAAUGUGGAUUGUUGAUGUUUUAUGAUUUGGUGUGUUGUAUAAAAUUAGUUAACUGUGAUUUAUUCUGUAAACCAUGACUUAAUGGUGUUUGAACGCAGCCACUAUAUAAUUGUGAGAUUUUCUACAUAUUUUUUUCUGAUUAACUCUCUUAAGAUAGCAUUUCUUUCCUUCAAGAAUCUCCAUUCUUAAACGUCUAUAGGACAGAGCCUAGUAGAUUCAAUCUCUUACUGAUCUGGGGUCAAAAUUGAGCAUCAUGGACCAACUCCAGACAUUGCUGAAUUGUAGCUACCAGCUGCUACCUGAAGCAUAGAUAAUGAUGAAAGAUGUUGGAAGCUGUAGUUCAUCAAAUCUAUGAGUAAUCCAGGUUUCCAUUCUUUUACCUAAUGUAAACACUUGUCUUGCUCUUUUAAGAAUUAUUCUUAGCACUAGUUCUUAAUUCUGAUCAGUCAAACACAAGUUUGGGUGUUUGGGACAACUAUAUGGGCAGAAUGUGUUACCCUAAUUUAAAUGCACAAGAAAGGUAUUUUUACUGCCCAAUCAGUGAGAAGAUUUAAGAGUUUGUCAAGUGACACUUUUAUUUACUUUAAUCUUCAUUAUUUACUCUUUGUGUUUGCAAAAUAGCAAAGAAUUAUAAUCAUGACUUUAAAAACAGCCUUGAUGGGCAAUUUUAUUCAUUUCAGCUUUCCAGCCUGAAGCUGCUUCCAGACAAUGUGUUUACAGUAAAAUUGUGUGUCUUGUUCAUUCACAUUUAAUGAGGAAUUAACACCCAAAAGUCAUCCUCCAGCAACCCUUGUGUUUUUCUAGUGGUGCUCCUGCCUUUUUUUAAACUGAAGAAAAUAACACUUUAGGGAAAGGAAUAAAUAAACAGUAACAUCUAUUUGAAGCUGUGCUGGCUGGGAAAACUAUCUAAAUUAAGACCAUUAGAAAGACUUGUCACCGAGGUAGGAGAUUGACAUUUGGGAAUGCCUUUCAUUUUUGUAUUGCUUGCCAUGAAUUUAUCACUGCAAGGCAAGGCCAAUUUGUCUUUUAUAGUGCAGUUCCUUUUCUCAAAAUGUUUUGCCGUUUAAUCCAUCUUAUUCAUUUAGUUGUUCUUAAAAAAAAAUACCCAAGGCAGAUGCAUGUUUGAUUUAAAACAAUAGUUUCCAGUAUUUUCCUUUACGCAGAUACAUUAUCAGCAGAGGUAGUAUUCAGCUGGCUCAGGCAAACUUGUAGUGGCGCCCCUCCCCCUGGCUAGUGCAUAGGCAGAAUGAACACACGCUCACAAAAUGCACACAGACAGGGCGAACUGAUAGUAAGCUUCUGUGAAACCCACCUCUGAUUACCAGCAACAGUUUUGGGUAGCACCAUAUUAAUCAAGGACUAGCAUUGUAAUGCUUGUGGACACCAGAAGACAUGACCCUUAUAACAUCCAGAACUUAUAUCAUCCAGAACACUUCAAAAUUAAAUGUUUUUCUUUUUAAAAAAAUAACUGAAAUCAUACUAUGAAGUUUGGGGGUAAAUGUGCCAAAAUUUGGUUAACUAAUUAACCUUGUGCUAUUUUUCAUUUUGGUACCCAUGCUAAGUAUUGCCUAACAUUCUCUAAGCUACAGAUAGGAGCCACGUAUCUCUAAAGCAACUCUGCUCUUGGUUAUUCCAUUUGCAACAACUUUUCAAAGGAAGCUGGGAGAUAUUUGUUCCCUCUCAAAAGGAAGUUUUAGUAACAUCUACGACAUAGAAUUUAUCUAUUUAAUUAGACAAUUUUGCAUACUUUGCUAUAUAUUUAAAUAGUUGCAUUACAGCAUUUUUGUAGCAAAUAAUUGAAUUUUAAAAAAAUUAAUCCCAUGCUCUAAUCCUGAGAUGAUGAUGAUUGAUGAUAAAGAUAGAUGAUAGACAGACAGACAAGAUAGAUAUGUAGAUGAUCAAUGAAUCGUACUAUAUAUCAUCCUAAUUCUGGAAGCAUGCUAAAUCUAAACAUUAAAUUAUCUCAUGGAAAUUCAAUUCCAUUUUUCAUUUAAUGGUGAUUCUUGCUUUCUUAUUAAUAUGUGGCCUAUCACCCACCAAACUAAUUAUUUAAUUAGACCAAAUAAAACCUAAUUUGUAAGCAGCAAAUGAGCUCCAUGGAAAUUUAGGUUUCCUAAAAUCUCUAGCUGCUGGAAGCCAACUUGAGGAAAGCAUCUGACCUUGGGCAUACUUUCUCUGAGAAACAACCACACUUCGUACAACCUACAAAUGAUUUCUAGUUAGCAAGUUUCACAAUGUCCAGUGGAGCUUUCUCCUGGGUAAGUGUGCAGAAGACUGCAGGCUUAGUCAUCUUAAAGUAAUGCACUCUUGUUCUUUUUGAAUCUAUACUCUGUAUCAAAACGUCCCUAAAUGUCACCUUCUGUGAAUACUGUAUUGCACUAUAGAGCCGAUAUUAUUCCCACCCAGCACAGUUCAUGAGAUGCAAAAAUCAAAAGGAUCAGAAUGAUGUCCUUAUUAUUGAGAUAAAAUCAGGUAACUGAAAAGUUUAGUUCCUUGUACAAUAAGAAAUUGUCAGAUAUUUCAUUAUAAUAACAAUGAAUGAAGUAGUUAUGUCAGUAUUCUUGCUUGUAUAUAUUUAGCUCUUCAAAUUAAGCAGUCAAUAAAUAUGUACUAUCAAUUGCACUGAAACUGAAAAAGGGAAAAUGCUCGAGUGGACUGUGGAUGGAUUAAUAGUGGACAUGCCUUAGGUCAGCCAACCUGAAGAGCAUGUCCCUCUAUGGUGUGAUAGUUGGGUCAAAGCUUGAUCUCAUGCUUUAUUUCAUGUUUCUUGGGCCAGCAAACCUACAAAGUACAUGAGAGUUUUGAGAUCAAAGGUUUGACCCAAAGCCCUUAGAUCAGCAGAAAUAUUUUGAUCAGAAUGUAAAAAUAGAUAAAAAUGAGUUGGUGAUUUCUGAUCUCAGCAAAUUGACUGUAAUCAAUUAUCAUAUAUCAAGCAAGAUGCAACUUUCUGCUGGAGUUAAUAUCCUCAAACGAUUGUUAUUUAUAAUGGGGUAGUAAAGACCUAAUUACCAGCACAUCAUCUUUCUUGGCUUCUGUGUGACUGAGGGUGCUGCUUCAUUCAUUGCUGAAAAAAAUCAAGCUACUAAGAAAUAGUAUCCAGACUUCAAUUGAAAUAGAUGAAUCUAUGUUGAUUUACUGUAAUCCUUCUGACUUUGUUUGAAUGGAAAUUUUUUAAAUGUUUUUGCAAAGUACUUAGUUCUAGUAACAAAAAUGCCUUUGUUGAAAAGAAAAUUACUAUUUGUUUCCCCCCUACUAUGUUAAUAUUUUGGGAGUCAUCAAUAGGAAACUUCUUAACAUGAAAUGCAAAAGGAUAAAUUUUCAACUCUGCUCUUUCUCAUAGUCCCAUAUCCUGGGUGGCAAUCUCAAGAGGGAAAUUAGUUAUUAUAACAUGAUGUAAUAGAACAACACUAUGGCAUUAUAAUAACUCACACAUUUCCAUAGAAUAUACACUUUAGAGGUUGAUUUUUAUUUACUGGGUGGCACAGUUUUCUGUUUCUUCACCUGCACACACUAAAUGAAGGGAGACAUUUAUUCCAUAGAGAAGUUCUUUCUAUCACCUUCCAGUAGAUUAAUCCAGCAUGUUAGAUUUGAAUAUUAUCAUAAAGCAACAGAAAUGAAAGGAACAUAAUUAGCCAAUAACAACAAAUACCAUAAGGAAAUUGCAUACCUCUGGUAACUUGCGGCUAUAACACAAGACAUUUAACUGUUUAAUAUACUAUUACUGUCUCUUUUUUUGUCGUGUAUUCAAUUGCAUAUACAGUACAGAGGGUUUCUAACAUUCAUAAGCUGAGAUUCAGUAUCAAGAUAUUUCUGUAUAAUAACAGAGGUUAUAGUUAUUUUAAUUUUUCUUAUUUUGCCUGUGCUUCCAUUAUCCAGUUUGUCUACAUGAGUUCUUCCUGUGAUGCCAUCUCCAAAUGCUGGGAGACUAUUUCUCUUGCUUUGUACAGUAUAUAUGUGAUUGCUGUGGGAACACUCUUUACCACUGUAUAAAUAACAAUACUGAAGUAAUGAGUCUAGUUUUCUUGAUGUCUUAAAUUAUGAGUGUUGGAAAUUAGGGUCUUAAACUGUUUGUGUACACUUCAGGCACUGUUCAGAUAAAGAAAUAAAUGUGGCAUUUAUGCAAAGGC